GAAGUUUAGGCCUAGCAGCGCAAACUAACCCUGUCUGUUGUAGUCUGGCGUGAAAUUAAGUAUCCUACUAUAAAAAUGUAAAAAUAAAAUCGUACAUUUGUGUAGCCUUUCCAGCGUUCAGGCAAGUAAUCUAAUCAAUAUUAGCUUGCACUGGAUUAGCAACGUCUGCUUUUUUGGCCAAUCAGAUAGGACUACUGGGAGAUUGUCGCGCAACGUCAUGAAUAUUCAUAACCCAGUCCUUCAACGUUGUAGAACCAAUAGGAGGCGGAGCCAAACCGUCAUCCCUCCUUUCCCAUCUUCUGUAUUCAAGGAAGGAGAAAUAUGGCGCCUACACAUGUACUGAGAUGCUGUCAAAGGGGUCUGGCUUGGAUACCGGUGAUAUUUAUUGCUUUAGUGGUGUGCUGGUCGUAUUAUGCAUACGUGGUGGAGCUGUGUCUGUUUACUAUUCCAAGUUCUAUUGAAAAAGUUAUCUACCUGACUCUGUUUCAUGUGUCAUUCAUCAUGUUUGUGUGGUCGUACUGGAAAACUAUAUUUACAAGACCAGCAACCCUUCCCAAAGAGUUCUGUCUACCCAGAUCUGAGAAAGAGCAGUAUGAGAAAGAACAGCGUCCAGAAACUCAGCAGGAGAUCCUGAAGAAAGUGGCCACCGGUCUCCCCCUUUACACCCGCACUGGUGCAGGAGCUAUCCGGUACUGUGACCGCUGCCAGGUCAUCAAGCCAGACAGAUGUCAUCAUUGUUCUGCAUGUGACAUGUGUGUACUAAAGAUGGAUCAUCACUGUCCAUGGGUGAAUAACUGUGUGGGUUUCUCCAACUACAAGUUCUUCAUCCUGUUCCUGACUUAUUCGCUUGUAUACUGCUUAUUCAUCGCAGCCUCUGUCCUUCAAUACUUCAUAAAGUUCUGGACACUUUGCCGGAGGAAAUCGGCUGAGAGUUGUCCAAAGAACGACCCGCCAGAGUCUCACGCCAAAUUCCAUGUCUUGUUUCUCUUUUUUGUGGCGGCCAUGUUCUGCAUCAGCAUUCUUUCACUCUUCACAUACCACUUAUGGCUUGUGGGAAAAAACCGGUCCACCAUAGAAGCCUUCAGAGCCCCGGUCUUCAGAAAUGGCCCUGAUAAAAAUGGAUUUUCCCUGGGCUUCUGCAAGAACAUUGCUCAAGUGUUUGGGGACCAGAAGAAGUACUGGCUACUUCCUGUCUUUACCAGUCAAGGAGAUGGCUUUUCUUUUCCUACACGGUUGGUCACUAUUGAUCUAGAGCAGCCCACUGAAUGUCUCCAGCCUGCCGGGUUGGAUAAAGGUGCUGUAGAAAAUUCUGCUGAGAAAACCACCCCUCUCAGUGAGUCCCAAAACCAUCUAUUAGGCAGUGCUUACCACAUUGAAGAAGAUCACGAAGAGACAGACGUCUUAAAGUCUGAUGAAAGCGAAGCUGUCGCUAUCUCCAUUGAGAAUGAGUCAUAGCCAGGACUGAAGCUGGUGAGGGGUGAAUCCUCAGUGGUCUCGUGCCUUCGACUCGCAGUAUUGGGGACUGUUGAGGAGAAUCACAUCACAUCACACUGAUGCCUUAAACAGCUCUUUUUCUCUGAAAGAUCCUGAAUACCCAUCACUUCUGGAGCGUCACAUCUGUGAUUGCUCCCAGUCCCCAUUCAACUAUAGUAGCUGCACUCUUUCAACAAAGAGAUUGCACGCAUGUCUUUUCCAUCCAUCGUUUUUGCAUAACAAACUCUUUUGUUGCUCAGGCCUUCACGAGACAUGCAGAUUUCAUGUGCAUGUGAACUGAUACAGGGGAUAUUCAACUAUUCUCCAAGUGUUUACCACAUCUGGUACCAGCUGCUGUUUACUUGAGGGACAGGUGGGAAAUGGAUCCAUACCAAGUGAACGGUCUGACUGAGCUUGUCUUGAAACCUAUGUGCCACAGAUUUAAUGGACACUGUAGAGCGCAGGUGCCCAAUAAAGUGUGUGUGUGUGUAUAUAAAUAAAUUAUAUAUAUAUAUAUAUAUAUAUAUAUAUAUAUAUAUAUAUAUAUAUACACACACACACACACACGUUCACAAAGUGCAAUGGAGUGUGUCCAGGCAGAGGAAAAAUGCCUGAAAAAGACUGAAAAUCUAUUUUUUUUUUUUUUCUUAAGCUGCUUCACUUAUGGUGACUUUUAUUAUUGUUUUUUGUCGUCAUCUAGAGAUGAUUCUGGUGUGAAAUGUUGUGCACACGUCGGCCACAUUGUGUAUGCCAAAUAAAGGGCUUAAUACCAGAGCUCUGAACUCUACAGGAGUGUUUACAAAAUGUCAGUAAUACAUCUCUGCUCAUGCAGUGUAGCGAGUCUCACUAGAAACCAAACUGAAAUGUUUGUAGGUUCCUCCUGCAGUAUCAAAACUGUCCAGCAGGCUGCAUUUACACUGCUUGAUAUUGUAUUACGUGUUCAAUGUUCUUUGGUAUUGUAUCAUCAGACUUUAUUAGUCAAAAUCCUCCUUAAAUUAUGUUUUUACCCUUUUUUCCUUUUAUAUUUUAUACAUAAGAAUUGUGAAUAGCUCUAUAGAUACAGACUACUUAUUUUUAAGCCAUAUUCGCAAAGCAGUAAAGGUGAAAUGUAUUUAUAUUUAUCGUAAAUUAUCAUUUGUAACCUUUGGUCCAGUGUGGAAUAAUAAUUGUGCCUGUCAGCUGUGACCGUAGCGUGAGUUACGCGGAGCUGAUGUGUGGUAAUCCAGAUGUGUUUAUGUACUACAAAGUGAAUCGCAGUGAUUGCUUCAUUUGUGGUGUGACUUUUCUAAAGAAAUGCCUUGACAAAUCAAGACUUACUUGUAAGUGUGCAUCGUAAAGGACGCUGUUCCGGAGUGUUUGUUUCAAAUGAGGUCGUAAUAAGUAAAUGAACUGGUAAAAAGACAAAAUAUCUCCAUACAGAAAAACAAAGCAGUCUUUCGUGAAUUUACACCUGCAGCAUCUUAUAUAAAACUUUUACUGUCUCUGAUCGGGCUUUGAAGGGCUUGUAAGUAUUACCAGAUGGGUUUUUAUUGUUCUUUAAGACAUCUUUGACUGUUUAUGUGCUGAGAAGUUUUGUUUAUUACAGAUGACUUGCUGCAAUUAUUACAUUUACCAUCAGUGACCAGACUUAUGGUUCAUAACCGCAGUAAUGAAGAUUCCAGCAAGUCAUCUGUAUGUAAAUGGUGUAGAUGUUUUGCUGUUUUUGUGGUGUUAAGGAAUGUGUUUACUGGUAAAGAAUGUUUUAGGGUUUUUUGUUUGUUUUGUUAUUCUCUUGGACAGCCUUAUGAAUUACACAGCCUUUACAUUAUCCGUAUUAUUAUUAUGUAAUUCAUUACAUUUUUGAUUUUAUUAGUAAAGAAAAAACAAAACCUGAAGCCAUAAUGAAAUUAUUAUAGAAGGGUUGGUGUUGGGUUGUCCUUGUACCAUGUUCUUUUAAUUUCUGCCACAAUCAUAUUAAUUAACAAAACUAAAGCCUUGUGUUUCGAUGCAUGUCAAAAUCAGUUGUAUAUUUGAUCUGCUGAUGUGCAAGCCUGGAGGAUAGAUUUUGUUAAGUACAUCUUUUGAAAUAGAUGUUACAGAUAAUUUAUUAACAAAUAAAUUUUUUACUUUAACGUG
This is a messenger RNA of Carassius gibelio (silver crucian carp), 3588 nucleotides long. Its product is annotated as palmitoyltransferase ZDHHC20-B. NCBI's taxonomy places the organism in Eukaryota, Metazoa, Chordata, Actinopteri, Cypriniformes, Cyprinidae. The transcript is spliced from 14 exons. Gene Ontology annotation, biological process: peptidyl-L-cysteine S-palmitoylation; protein targeting to membrane; synaptic vesicle maturation. Gene Ontology annotation, molecular function: protein-cysteine S-palmitoyltransferase activity. Gene Ontology annotation, cellular component: endoplasmic reticulum; Golgi apparatus. The coding region runs from base 322 to 1455 and encodes 377 amino acids. The record is from RefSeq and is a predicted model, not a curated record.